AUGGCGGACAAUACUCUCACACUAAACUGGUCCGCCCAACUAGCCGUGACUGCUCCCCAGCACGCGCCCCGCCUACCAGGCGAUAAGAUCACUCUACCACAGUCCGCACUGGAACAGCUCCUCGCCGCCGCACCGCUUCAACCCGUCUCGACUGCGCCGAACAACGCUCGCGUGCACACGUCUACCUUUGACCCGUUCAACCCACAUACGUUCGCCGCCGAGUCGCGAGCGCGCCAGCAGAUCGAAGAGCGCCAGCAACAACUGCCCCACCCGUUGACAUUCCGUAUCGUGAACCCGCAGAAUAAUCGGUUCGUGUACGCGGGGAUUCGCGAGUUCUCGGCCGCCGAGAAUGAGGUCGCUCUGAGUGCUAUUUUGCGCGAGUCGCUUGGGAUAUCGGACGAUCAGCUCGAGAGCGCUGUUCAGGGACAUGUCAAUUCCAAUGGUGAUAAUGCGCAGGACGUGUCAAUGGAAGGAGACGGGGACGACGUGGAGGGACAACCAGCACGAGCACGAGCCGAACCGGCUGUCGUCACCGUACAUGCGAAGCAAUUGCCAAAGGGCACGUAUGUACGACUACGCCCGCUCGAGGCCGGAUAUGACCCUGAGGACUGGAAAGCACUGCUCGAGCGACACUUGCGAGAUAACUUUACGACGUUGACGACGGGUGAAAUCUUGACUGUACCUGGGACACGCAACGAGUCCUUCCGGUUCUUGCUGGACAAGGUGUUCCCCGAAGGUGACGGAAUUUGCGUUGUGGACACCGAUCUGGAGGUGGAUAUUGUGGCGCUGUCUGAAGAACAGGCCCGAGAGACACUCAAAAAGCGGCUGGAACGGACAGCGCGAGCUCCCGGCACGACGAGUGGCAGCUCGGUAGGGGGUGAGCUGGGUAUUGGAGAGGAGGUGGCUGCUCAAGUGCUAGCUGGCGAAUAUGUGGAUUACGAGCUUCGCGAGUGGAACCGGGAGGAUGAGCUUGAGAUUGAGCUUACGACGGAUGAACCGAAUGUCUUUCUUUUCGCAAGUCCUCUUGGUUCGCGUCAACAAGGUCGGCCUCGGACAGAUAUGCAUGUUUGGGGAGACUUUUCCUCGCAGUCUCCGAAGAGGUUUAAGAUUCGGCCAACGAACGUCGCUCUCGAGGGGGCGGAAGCUAUCUACAUCUCUGCAUAUGCCAGUGCCCCUGACUCUAACGUCGAGUCCUCAACAUCAGCACAAAGGCAACUGCCUCUCAAGUAUAAUCUACGGAUAACAUCAAAUGCUGUGGACACCGCAGAUGAGACGGUAGAUAAUGGAGCCACCGAGGAGCCUCAUGCACCAGGCGAUGUGCAGUGCAAGAAUUGUCAACAAUGGGUCCCAGAGCGAACACUCGUCCUCCACGAGAACUUUUGUCUACGAAAUAAUAUACUCUGCCCGCAAUGUGGCAAUGUCUUCCAAAAACGCUCCGCCGAAUGGGAAAACCACUGGCACUGCCCACACGACUCCUUGCACGGCAACGACGCCGCAAGCAAACAAAGUCACGACUCAAUAUAUCACAAACCAUACACCUGCCCAGACUGUCCAGCUCAAGUCGAAGGCCUCCCCAACCUCGCACAGCACCGAACAACCGAGUGCCCCGGAAAACUAAUCCUCUGCCAAUUCUGCCAUCUCCUCGUGCCCCAAAAAGGCGACUCCGAUCCCGACCUCCACGAUCCGGAAGUAAUGCUCUCAGGCCUAACACCCCACGAACUAGUCGACGGCGGUCGAACAACAGAAUGCCACCUCUGCAGCAAAAUCAUCCGCCUCCGAGACAUGAACACCCACCUCCGGCACCACGAUCUAGAACGCGUAUCCCGACCACCACCACGUAUCUGUCUAAACCAGAACUGCGGCCGCACACUCACCAGCACGGGAAACAAAUCCCUCGGUCUAUGCAAUAUCUGCUUCGGACCUCUAUACGUCGACACAUACGAUCCAGAAGGCAAAGCGCUCCGCCGCCGAAUCGAACGCCGCUACCUCUCGCAAUUAAUGACGGGCUGCGGGAAACCCUGGUGUCAGAACGGAUUCUGCAAGACCGGCAAGCAGAAGACGACAACUGGGACCGUGGCAGCGAUGAGCGUGGCCGAUAUCACGAAAGUGAUACGCCCGCUCGUCGAGCCCGUUAUUGUCAACCCGGACGUGGCUAAUACCGCGCCUUUCUUUUUCUGUACGGAUGAGACAGGCCAGCAUCGUCGGAAUUUGGCGGAGAUGAUUGCUGCCGAGGGCGUGGCUGGGGUGGGGAAAGCGUAUGAGUUGGCGUGGUGUGUGGCUGGCGCAGAGGCUGCUGGUGGCGAUUUGGAGAAGACCAGAGAAUGGCUGGGCAAAUGGGCGCCAGCUAGGGGGGAGACUGCGACUUGA
Penicillium daleae is the source of this 2367-nucleotide messenger RNA. Its product is annotated as putative ubiquitin fusion degradation protein (Ufd1). The record is from RefSeq and is a predicted model, not a curated record. The transcript has a single exon. Gene Ontology annotation, cellular component: VCP-NPL4-UFD1 AAA ATPase complex. NCBI's taxonomy places the organism in Eukaryota, Fungi, Ascomycota, Eurotiomycetes, Eurotiales, Aspergillaceae. The coding region runs from base 1 to 2367 and encodes 788 amino acids. Gene Ontology annotation, molecular function: polyubiquitin modification-dependent protein binding.